UUCAAAUCAUGAAAUCAAGUGUUCAUGCAAUGUCAUUUAUACAAUAGUAUUUUCCAGCUUUUAAGAUCCCAUAUAUUACAAAAUUUCCUACAAUCAAAAAUCUAACAGCAUUUAUUUCUGAAAAACUAACAUGUGUGACCAAGAAUUCAGAACUCUCCGCUUUGAUCCCAGGUUUCCUAAUCAGAAUCAGACACAGGCAUGCUACAUGAACUACUGCGACUAUUACCGCUGCAAGCGGUUGCUGGGCGACGUGGACGACUGCAAGAUCUUCAAGCGCUACUUCGAGACCAUAUGCCCCAACUUCUGGAUCGAGCACUUCGAUGAGUUGCGGGAGAAGGGAGCGUUCCCGGGACGCAUAUAGUCCGCGUUUACACGUCCUUAAAAAAGUAUACGUCUGUUAACGUGUACCUAGUGCUAAAACUGUCAUCGGUAAUUUAAAUUUUUGUAACUAAUUAAUGAAAUUAAAUUCAAAAUUAUUUCUUACA
Messenger RNA from Cydia amplana, 485 nucleotides. RefSeq names its product cytochrome c oxidase subunit 6B1-like. Gene Ontology annotation, cellular component: mitochondrion; respiratory chain complex IV. The transcript is spliced from 2 exons. The record is from RefSeq and is a predicted model, not a curated record. NCBI's taxonomy places the organism in Eukaryota, Metazoa, Arthropoda, Insecta, Lepidoptera, Tortricidae. Bases 131 to 361 code for a protein of 76 amino acids.